ACAAAGCAGAAAAUCAAAAUGGCUCUCCGCUUAAUUUUCGUAUUCAUUGCCACAAUCGUCCUGGCUCAAGGAUCACAUUUUUCGUCGCUUGAGCAGGAGACUCUGGUGGGAGUGCAUCGCUCCGGAGUGGCUUCAUCUGGGGCUCCUGUCGUUGGUGUUACCCGUGGCCGCUCAGUUGCUUCUCAGGCUCAGCGUCCUGCCUCUGGUCACGGAUCCAUCUCUGGACCUAUUCAAGGAUCCCGUCGAGUGGGCGAAGUUUCAGCGGCCGGAUCUCGUCCUCAUGGUGGUGCCCCUCGUCGUUCUUCUGCAGGCACUUAUGGUCGUCCAAACGGAGGCGGAGCUGCCACAGGAAAUGUCCACCGCAACCAGAAACCUUAUUAA
Molecule: messenger RNA, 381 nt
Organism: Drosophila teissieri
Lineage: Eukaryota; Metazoa; Arthropoda; Insecta; Diptera; Drosophilidae
Exons: 1
Coding region: 19-381 (120 amino acids)
Source: RefSeq, a predicted model, not a curated record